AUGUUGCUGCCCUGGAGUUCUCUCAUGACAGCCAAGAACGUUCCUACUGGUGUUACGCAGCCAUCGGCGUAUGCAGGCAAUGCUUUUCGGAUUACACAAGUCAAAAGAGGGCUUGAUUUACUUGGCGUCGACAUAUCUAGCUCGAUAUAUUCUGGUUGGGAGGAAGAAGUAGGUCUCAACAUACGUACGGAGUGGUGA
Botrytis porri is the source of this 198-nucleotide messenger RNA. RefSeq lists its product as uncharacterized. The transcript is spliced from 2 exons. The coding region runs from base 1 to 198 and encodes 65 amino acids. Lineage: Eukaryota; Fungi; Ascomycota; Leotiomycetes; Helotiales; Sclerotiniaceae. The record is from RefSeq and is a predicted model, not a curated record.